Molecule: messenger RNA, 8228 nt
Organism: Pristis pectinata (smalltooth sawfish)
Lineage: Eukaryota; Metazoa; Chordata; Chondrichthyes; Rhinopristiformes; Pristidae
Product: stabilin-2-like
Biological process (GO): cell adhesion
Molecular function (GO): calcium ion binding; hyaluronic acid binding
Source: RefSeq, a predicted model, not a curated record
CUCCCUAAAGUUAACAGCUACUGAAGUGUACCCACAAGGAAAUCCGUUCAUUUUUCCAGCCACUGUCACACAACUUUGUUUACAUUUAAGCGACGAGAAAAAAAAAGCUCCCAAGGAAGACAAGAUGUCGGCCUUGCAAUUUCAACCUGUUGACAGCUAUCAAACGUCCUGUGACUUUAGAUAGCGAGUUUUGUUCGUGGUGGCGUGUGCAUCCAGGAAAAGGAGGGGAUAGUGGGCGGAGGAUGGGAGAGCACAUUCUAAAAAGUCAAGGAGAUGGGAAGAAAGAAAUUGCUCAGGACACUUCAGAGGAAACCCACAGAGGAAUGUGGUCUCCCUUUAGAGGAGAGAAGUGAAAUAGACUGUAGAUUCUAAAGGUCUGGGGAAGAUUGACCAGCGAGAUGAAGCGACAAUGGAUCAUAAAUUUGCAGGUGAUGUUACUGAUGGCCUCCUUGACUGAAAAUAUGCUCCAGCUGGGAUCAAACCGUUGUGACAAGAAGGUUCUCAUCAGGAUCACAACCAAGUGUCACUCCUGUAUCUUGAACAUCAAGAUGCAGUGUCCACAGAAUUAUACUCAGCUCACCGUGGGGAGUGGAUCCAGGGACUGCAGAUACCGCAUUCCACUCAAAUCAUUCUUUCUGUCUGUGCCUGGAUGUCAUCAUGUCUGUGUGAAGGACAUCAUCCAACGUCAGUGCUGCGCUGGCUACUGGGGACCAGACUGCAUGGAAUGUCCCGGAGGAGCAACGGCCCCUUGUAGCAACAAAGGAGUUUGUUCCGACAGCAUGGGAGGGGAUGGCAAGUGCAAUUGUACAGGUGGCUUUGGUGGCGUAGCCUGCGAGAAAUGUGCGAAAGACAAUACAUUUGGACCCAACUGCACUUCUGUGUGUGAAUGCCUUCAUGGAGUCUGCAACAGUGGAAUCAACGGUGAUGGGACAUGCAUAUGUUACUCAGGUUACAUGGGGGCCAAGUGUGACCAGCCUAUACCUGCUUGUCGAGCAUUGCAGUGUCCUGAAAAUACCAGAUGCUCUGAGAAUGCAGAAACUGGAAAGUUGGCGUGUGACUGCUUACCUGGUUACCAGGACAUGGGGAACAGACAGUGUGAACCGAUUAAUCCUUGUCUUCAUAAUGCCUGCGGUCCUAAUUCUGUGUGCACCUUCCUCACCGCCAACUCUUUCACCUGCACAUGUGAAGAAGGUUACCAGGGUGACGGUCAGAUCUGCCUACCCAUCAAUCCUUGCCAGAAAAAUUUCGGGAACUGCCCCACAAAUUCAACAGAGUGCCAAUACGAUGGCCCCGGACAGUCGCACUGUCAGUGUCUGGAAGGUUAUGAGAACCUGGAGCCAGGAAGAGGAUGCAGUAUGACUGAUGUCUGCUUAACCAACAAUACUUGUGAUAAAAAUGCCAACUGUGUCACCGUCAGACCAGGACAGAUUGAGUGUACCUGCAACGAGGGUUAUACAGGUGAUGGCAACAUCUGCUAUGGAAACAUCAUGGAGCGAAUCAAAGACCUAAACACUCAACCUGGUGGACGAUGGCAGGGGCAGAUAACAACAGCCAUGUUGUUUUUUGGGGCUGGUUAUUCUAAGCCACUGAUCAAUUUGGGACCUUUUACAUUAUUUCUACCAACUAACAAGGCCUUUAAAGGUGUGAAUGUGAAAAGUCUCUUUGCAGACAAGGACAGAACAGAGUACCUCGCAAAGCUCCACAUCAUCGCUGGACAGCUGAGUGUUGCAGACUUAAAUGCCACUGGUGAAUUCACUUUGACUGGGAGAUCAGGAGUGACCAUACUCAGAGAAAGGGAUAACCAGAUAAAGCUGCAUAUUUAUGGAAAUAACAAAAAGGCCCGAAUCCUCGCUGGGAAUAUCAUUGCUUCCAAUGGCCUGAUACACAUCAUCGAUAAGGUGAUGGAUGGGACUCAGCCGACAGUCAAGAGUAACAGAAAGAAAACCCUCUACACAAUAUUUCAGAAAAUGAACAGUUCAAGAAAUUCAUGGAAUUGCUGCAGAAAUUCAGCUUUCUCUUCUUACAUCCAGAAAUGUGAUCUUGACCAACUCCUACAAAGUGGUGGACCACUUACAAUUUUUAUCCCAAACAUGAGUGCUUGGGAUGGCUUGGAUGAUGAGACAAUGGCUUACUUGCUUUCAGCAGAGGGCAAGCAGAAACUUAAGGAGCUGAUGAGACAUCACAUCAUUCCUGAAAAUGAGCUGGAAGUUUCGAGCCUCCUCUCUUCACCUAAAAUUCUGAGUUUAGCAAAUCAACUUGUGCCAAUGAACUUGAACAAAAAUGGGAAGAUUUUGCUGGGUGCCGAGGGUGUGGCUGUUGAAGAAGCAGACAUAUUUGGCAAGAAUGGCAGGAUCUUCAUUCUAAAUGGUCUGCUAAUCCCUCCGUCUAUUGUGCCAAUCCUCCCCCGUCGAUGUGACGAUACGCAGCACAGAAUUACCUCGGGCUCUUGCGUAAGCUGUGCUAAAAUUCAUAGCAGCACUUGUCAACCUGGAAUGACCCCACUGGUACCCAAGUGCUGCAGCGGAUUCUACGGCCCAGACUGCAGGAUUUGUCCAGGAGGUUUCCAAAAUAUCUGUUCUGGCCAUGGACAUUGCACAGACGGAUUGGACGGAAAUGGCACGUGCGUUUGCGACAGCAAAUUUCGCGGCUCAAAGUGCCACCUCUGUUCUGACCCGAAGAAGUACGGACCCAACUGUGACCAGACCUGUCCAUGUGUUCAUGGGCAAUGUGACAACAAGGUGACUGGCGUCGGAGCCUGCAAGUUGAACUCGUGCAAGCCAGGAUAUGCUGGGAAGUUCUGCGAGAGACAAACUACUCCGUGUGGCUCCAAUGCUCAGUUCUGCCAUGCCCAUGCAAACUGCGAAUACAAGAAUGGUGGCCUCAGCUGUGUUUGCAAACCAAAUUAUGAAGGUGAUGGGUCCUACUGUGAAGAGAUGAACGCCUGCAGUCGACCAGACCGAGGUGGCUGCAGUUCUAAUGCAGAAUGCAUUCAGACGGGAAAGGGAGGAUUCAUGUGUCAGUGUCUGCCUGGUUGGACUGGAGAUGGGGAAGACUGCACUGAAAUAAAAAACUGUCUAAUGUUGGGCCGAGGUGGGUGCCAUACCAAUGCAAACUGCAUCCACUUGGGACCAGGCCAGAAUGACUGUGAGUGUAAGAAGGGCUUUCGUGGUAAUGGUUUAGAAUGUGAAUCGAUAAAUCCGUGUUUGGAGGAAAAUGGAGGCUGCCAUUAUCUGGCAACUUGUUCAUAUGUGUCUCCAGGGAUCAGAGAUUGUAGCUGUCAGCAAGGUUAUGAAGGAGAUGGUGUGAUAUGCUUUGGAGAUGCAAUUAUGGCUCUAUCCUACGUCCCAGAAGCCGCAGAAUUUCUCAAGUGGGUCAAUAAUGCUUCUCAAAACCGCCUUCUUUCAGAAACUGCAAAUAUUACCCUGCUUGUGCCCUCUCAGAAGGCUGUCAGUGGUAUGAAUAAUGACAACAGAGCGUUCUGGCUCAAGGCAGAGCAGCUUCCAAACCUGGUGAAGUAUCAUGUGUUAAAGGGAGUGUACAGUCUUGCAGAUCUUCUGAACCUUUCAUCUAAUUCACUGCCCACUAUCAUGCCAGGCAAAUACUUGUCUCUUGCCAACAAGAAUGAGAAAGUCGUAAUAGGAGGUGCAAGCCUCCUCAAUCCCGAUAUAGCUUUAACUAAUGGGAUUAUGCAUAUUAUUGAUAAGGUUCUAAUACCCGAACAAGCAAUGAGUGAUGCAUCAGUCAGCCUGCUGUCAACACUGGACCAGAUGCAUGGAUGUUCUCGCUUCAGAGAGUUUAUAAAGAAUCUGGCGACACAAAUUGAGAGUGCAAGCACCUACACUGUCUACCCCCCAAAUAAUGAUGCCAUUGAGAAUUACCUCAAGGAGAAAGCCAUUGAUGCUCUGGAUGAAGAUAUACUCAAAUACCAUGUCAUUCUGGAACAGAAGCUGAUGGAGAGCGACAUGCACAAUGGAAUGCACAGAGAGACAAUGCUUGGUUUUUCAUUUCAAGUUGGUUUCUUUCAAAGAAAUGGCCAGCUUUUUGUGAAUGAUGCACCGGUCAACUUCACCAAUGUGGAAACAGACAAAGGAGUGAUCCACGGACUAACAAAGGUUCUGGAGAUCCAGAAAAAUCGAUGUGACACCAACGAAACAACAAUAAUGCAGGGCAAGUGUAUUAACUGCCAACAGAAAUCGAAAUGUCCUCCUGGAUUAAGCCCUGUGAUGGGAAAAAGGAAAAACUGCAUCACUGCAUCAUAUCUUCAAGGGAAGAGGUUACUGUAUCUUGGCUGUGUGUCAAGCUGUGUGAAGACUGUGAUUACUCGAGACUGCUGUCCUGGCUACUUUGGACGACAGUGCCAAGCAUGUCCAGGAAAGGUUGGAAGCUGGUGCCACGGGAAUGGACUUUGCCAGGACGGUAUCGAUGGCACAGGGAUCUGCAUAUGUGAGGAAGGUUUCACAGGUACAGCCUGUGAGACCUGUGUUAAUGGAAUGCAUGGAAUACAUUGUGAUCAAGAAUGCAAAUGUGUCCAUGGUAAAUGCAGCGAAGGAAUCAAUGGGGAUGGUAGUUGUGAAUGUGAACCUGGAUGGAGAGGUGUCCUCUGUGAUACGAAGAUUACUGACAACCUGUGUGGCAACACUUGUCAUUCAAGUGCCAACUGUAUCUCCACAUCUGGCUCCACGUACUGUAAAUGUGCAGCUGGCUUCAAAGGCAAUGGCACAUUCUGUGAAUCUGUGGAUGCCUGUGAGACAGACAAUGGGGGCUGCUCAGUAAAUGCAGACUGCAAAAAGACCUUCCCAGGACAAAGACAGUGCAUGUGCCGAGCAGGAUACACUGGUGAUGGACUUGUUUGUAUUGAAAUUAAUCCUUGCUUGGAGGAUAAUGGAGGAUGCCACAUCAAUGCCGAGUGCACGCAAACUGGUCCAAACCAGGCAGUGUGUAAUUGUUUGCUUAACUAUGAAGGUGAUGGAAAGACAUGUAAACCAAUCAAUCCUUGUCGGAUGGACAACGGUGGUUGCAGUGCAUUUGCCAAAUGUAAUCACACGGGACCAAACGAACGACUGUGUAGUUGUUUCGCAACUUAUGUGGGUGAUGGAAUUACGUGUAAAGGAACCAUAUACAAGGAGAUGUUUUGGAAUGCUGCCUCAUCCCAGUUCUUUUACCACCUCCAGAUGCAUGGUGUGACUGAACUCGGAAGUCAAGGCCCCUUUACUGUGUUCGUCCCCAGUAAUGAUGCUUUUAAAAACGAGUCCCAGAUACCAGAAUGGACAUCAAAAGGACAAAUGGCCCAGAUUCUCCGUUACCACAUUGUGGCAUGUAACCAACUGCUGCACAAUCGGCUAAUCAGCUUGAAAAGCCUCGUUUCCCUUCAAGGAGAAACCAUCCAGUUCUCCAAUGACAAUAACAUCUUGACUCUAAACAAGAAAGCCAAGGUCAUAAGCAGUGAUGUUAUCAAUGCCAAUGGUGUGGUCCACUUUAUUGACAAGAUACUCACACCUCAAAAUAUGAUUAUUGUUUCCAAGGAUAGUCAAGACUCCAAACAAUUAAAUUUGACAACAAUGGCAGAAGAAAAUGGAUACUCCAUAUUUGUCAAUCUCUUACAGGAGACAAACAUACUGAACAUGAUUAGUGAUCCGAAGCAUAAACCUGUCACCCUGUUCCUGCCGAAAGACGCCGCCAUGAAGUCCUUAUCUAAAACACGACAGGAUUUCCUGUAUAAUAAGGACAACCGAAAUGCUCUGAUAGAGUACCUUAAAUUUCAUGUUAUCAGGGAUGCCAAGAUUUUGGCAGCCUUUCUGCCUCAAAGUACCUCGCUGAAGACACUGCAAGGGUCUGACAUCUAUGUGAGCUGUGGGCGGCGAAGAAGCAAGGGUGAAUUGUAUCUGAACAGGAGACGCUGUAAGAUUACGCAGAGGCACUUGGAGUUCAAUGAUGGCAUCGCUUAUGGCAUCAACUGUUUGCUGACUCCUCCCAGCAUCGGUGGUCGAUGUGACAGUUUUUCUUUUCAUGAUAUUAUGGGAGCCUGUGGCAGCUGCAGACUCACCCCUCCCUGCCCUUCAACAAGUAAACCGAAGGGGGAGAAGGUGAAGUGCACAUUUCGCAACACUUUCCGCGAGGAAGUCGAUGGCUGCCAGCAACCGUGCACCCUCAUAAUCUGGAAACCCAAAUGCUGCAGCAAUUACUUUGGGAAAAAUUGUAAAGCUUGCCCGGGAGGUCCUGAAAACCCAUGCAAUUCCCACGGUGUGUGCAAUGAUGAGUACACAGGAUCAGGAAACUGCACAUGCAACCCUGGAUUUAAAGGCACCGCUUGUGAGCUCUGCUUGCCUGGGCACUGGGGACCUGAUUGUACAGAAUGUGAGUGCACUGACAAUGGAAAAUGUGAAGAUGGUAUUGAAGGGCAAGGGACUUGUUUCUGUGAUGAAGGAUGGACAGGUGUCCGCUGUGAAACACAACUCGAUGUAAAACCGCAGUGUUCCCCUGCUUGUUCUGCUGAUGCCAUCUGCAAGGAAAACAACACCUGUGAAUGCAAACUGUACUAUGAAGGUGAUGGAAGGACAUGCACAGUUGUCGAUCAGUGUGCACAGGAUAACGGUGGCUGUUCGGAAUUUGCCAAGUGCUCUCAAAAUGGUGUAAACGUCACUUGCAAGUGUCAAAAUGACUACUCUGGGGACGGCUAUGUGUGCGAUCCGAUAGACCGCUGCGCAGAUGGGUACAAUGGAGGCUGCCAUGAACAUGCCACCUGUACAGUGACAGGGGCAAACAGACGCAAAUGUGCAUGCAAAAAUAACUACAUUGGGGAUGGAACUAACUGCACAAUCAAAGAGGUUCUCGUUAAUCGAUGUCUCCAAGACAAUGGAAAGUGUCAUGGAAAUGCCAAAUGCACUGACCUGCAUUUUGAAGACAAAAAAGUGGGAGUCUUCCAUCUCCGAUCUACAAACGGACAAUACAAGCUCAACUAUACUGAAGCACUUGAACUCUGCAGUGGAGAAGAAGCUGUAUUGGCCACAUACAACCAGCUAUCCUACGCUCAGCAGGCGGGCUAUCACAUGUGUUCAGCUGGCUGGCUGAGCGGUCAGAGGGUGUCUAUCCAAACCAGUUACUCCAAUCCGAAAUGUGGCGAGGGUCACGUGGGCAUCGUGGACUAUGGCCCCCGAGCUAACGCUAGUGAAACAUGGGAUGUUUUCUGUUACAGAAUGAAAGAUGUCGAGUGUGCGUGUAAGAAAGGUUACGUGGGUGAUGGAUAUUCAUGUAAUGGAAACAUGUUGCAAGUUCUAACCAGCAUCAACAAGUUCUCCUCCUUCUUGACUCAAAUUCUCAAUUAUGCAAACACCACGUUGAAUGGUAGACGGUUUGUGGAAGUUCUCACUGAUCUGUCUCUCAAAGGCACCUUGUUUGUUCCAGUCAACUCUGGGUUCUACGAAAAUACGACCCUGUCUGGACGCGACAUAGAACACCACUUUUCCACUCACAGCGGCUAUGUAUACCACAAAAUGCAAAAUGGAACAGUCAUUCUAAGUAAGAUUGGUCAGCCUCUACUCAUAACAGAAACAAAAAGUAGUCUCCCUCCGAGUCCAGAGUUCAGUCAACAGGUUGGAAAGCGAGUGAACGACAGGCCAAUUGUUGCCUGGGACAUGGUUGCCUCAAAUGGUAUCAUUCAUGCCAUCAACAAGCCUUUACAGGCACCUUCUGAACCAGUUAAACCUAUCGCUGUUCACACCGGAGUUGGCCUAGGGGUAUUCUUUGCCUGUCUGCUGGUAAUAACUAGUUUGGCAAUCACUGCGUAUUAUUACUACAAUCACAGAAGGGGACCGUUCAGCUUCCAGUACUUCAAGUCUGAAGAUGGAGAAGGUGUAUCAUCAUUCAAUGACGAGAUCCCUUCCAGGUUCGAUAACCCGAUGUACAACAAGUUCACGUCUACAGAUGACGGUGAAGAGCCCUUUUCCGAUGAACAUUGAUGUCAACAAAUAUUGGUCUUCAACAAUAGCAGCGUCAACAUUGUUAUGCGUGGGCCUCGCUACCCAAAAAUCCUGGACAAUUAUCACUUGCUAGCCAUCGUAAGUUACCAUGACGACAACAUUUAUGGCCUUCUGUCAGUGAACUUUGGAACCAGAAGCAGAUUAGGAGAUGGAGAACAUCUUUGGUCAAGGAGAACGGAUCGAUGAAAAUUAAUUCUAUAUUUUAAGUAUCUUCUAGUACCCUUUCAAAUAAAAUCAGCAAAUUUGCUUAGA